AUGGGUGAACCUACCGCCAUCUCUGUGUGCCGCGAUCCGGGCUGCUCCCCCGUGGAGUCCGGUUACACGGCGUCCGUGCUGGCCUCGUGUCAACGACUCGGCGCCCUCAAGGCCACCGAGGGUUUCAUGCUGGACGGCAGCUCGCUGGACCUCAGCUCGGUCUACGCCGUCGCUCGCCACGACGUGCCUGCCACCAUCACCGGAAACCAACGUGUGCUGGACCAGAUGACCCGCAGUGUGGAUCUGUUGGGCCAGAAACUGUCCGCCGGUGAGACUAUCUACGGCGUCAACACCGGCUUCGGCGGCAGCGCGGAUACUCGCACCAACGACUAUCCCGCCCUGCAGAAGGCCCUCAUCCAGCACCACAAUGCUGCCGUCGUGCUGCCCAGCGACCGCGGGGGUGCGGCUAUCCCGGGCCUCAAGAGCCACAGCAUGCCCGUGCCCGUCGUCAAGGCCGCCAUGCUGACCCGCUGCAACUCGCUGCUGCGCGGCCACUCCGCCGUGCGUCCCGAGGUCGUGCAGCACAUCCUGGCCCUGCUGGCCAACGGCAUGACCCCCGUUGUGCCUCUGCGUGGUAGCAUCUCCGCCUCGGGUGACCUGACGCCGCUGGCCUACAUCGCCGGCGCCCUGGAGGGCAACCCGGACAUCGGCAUCUACAAGGACGCCACGGGCGAGGUGGUCCCCUCGAACCAGGCGCUGCACGAGCUGGGCCUGUUGCCGCUGGAGUUCGGUCCCAAGGAGGGUCUGGGCCUGUUGAACGGCACCGCGUUCAGCGCCGGCGCCGCCAGUCUCGUCCUGUUCGAGGCCAACCAGCUCGUCCUACUCUCGCAGGUCCUUACGGCCAUGGGCACCGAGGCCCUCCUGGGUACUCGCUUCAACUACCACCCGUUCAUCGCCGAGGCCCGUCCCCACGAAGGCCAGCGCGAAGCCGCCGCCAACAUCUUCGGCUUCCUGACCGACUCCAAGCUUGCCACCACCGCCCACCCCGGCGACGACGACGGGAACGAAGGGCUCGCCCAGGACCGCUACGCCCUCCGCACCUCCAGCCAAUGGAUCGGCCCUCAGAUCGAGAACAUGGCACUCUCCCUCCGCCAGAUCGAAGUCGAGCUGAACUCUACGACCGAUAACCCCCUCCUGGACCCCGUGGAGCAGCUCAUCCACCACGGCGGCAACUUCCAAGCCGCGGCCGUCACCUCCGCCAUGGAGAAGACCUCCUCCGCCAUGCAAAUGCUCGGCAAGAUGUUCUUCGCCCAAUGCUCCGAGAUCAUCAACCCGAUGCUCUCGAACGGCCUCCCCCCCAACCUCGCCCUCGACGACCCCAGCCUCUCCUUCGCCUUCAAGGGCGUCGACAUCAACAUGGCCUCCUACAUCUCCGAACUCGGCUACCUGAACCACCCGGUCAGCAACCACGUCCAGUCCGCCGAGAUGCACAACCAAGCCCUCAACUCCCUCGCCUUCAUCGCCGCCCGCUACGCCUCCGACUCCGUCGACAUCCUCUCCCUCAUGGCAGCCACCUACCUCUACGUGCUCUGCCAAGCGCUGGACCUGCGCGCCCUGCACGUCGAAUUCGUCAAGGCCGCCCGCCCGCAGAUCGACGCCGUCAGCGCCGCCGUCGGCGCCACCGACCCAUCCACCCAGACCAAAGUCUGGGACCAGCUCAUGCACCACUGGGCGCGCAACAGCACGCACGAUCUCUCCGACCGCGCCCGCGUCGCGGCCACAUACACCCUCGGCAGCCUGGUGUCCCUCAUCACGGCGAACGGGGGCGCCCUGCAACCCAACGCCGUCCCCGACUGGCAAUCUCAAGUGACAGAGAUCUUGACGACCAGCUACGCGACAGCCCGGGAACAGUUCCUGGCCACCCCGACGACGAAGGGAUAUCUAUGCAAGGCGUCGCUGAAGUUCUAUUCGUUUGUGCGGGAGACGCUGAACGUGCCCCUUCAUCGGGGGAUUGUCGAUCAUCCGACCGUUGAGACUGGGGAGACGGAUAAGAAGACGAUUGGGUCGCGAAUUGGGGAGGUUUAUGCGGCGUUGAGGAAGGGAGAUGUUCAUUACGAGGAUGAGAACGACAAGCUCAUUGGCGUGACAUGGGGCGCAGCGUUUGCCCGGGGUCUGCGCGAGGGUUGGCUCACAGGCCAUCCUUACACUGUAGGCAAAAACGGUCUUGAGGGAUUGUCUGAAGGCCUAAUGGGCCUUGAAGACGGAAAGAAGCAGAAGUUCUUGACAUGUUUUAGCAAGGAGAAACCAGAAUCAUAG
Molecule: messenger RNA, 2256 nt
Organism: Aspergillus affinis
Lineage: Eukaryota; Fungi; Ascomycota; Eurotiomycetes; Eurotiales; Aspergillaceae
Product: phenylalanine ammonia-lyase
Exons: 3
Coding region: 1-2256 (751 amino acids)
Biological process (GO): L-phenylalanine catabolic process
Cellular component (GO): cytoplasm
Molecular function (GO): ammonia-lyase activity
Source: RefSeq, a predicted model, not a curated record